AGACGCCAGCAGCGUGGCCCGGGAGGGCGGGGCGCUGACGGUGAGUGUGCGCUUUUGAGCGGCGGCGGCCCGAGCUAGUGCGUCCGCAGUGAUGAGCUACGACCGCGCCAUCACCGUCUUCUCGCCCGACGGCCACCUCUUCCAAGUGGAGUACGCGCAGGAGGCGGUCAAAAAGGGCUCCACCGCGGUGAGCCGGCCCGGGGCCUGAGCGACGGGGUGCAAAAGGAAGCGGGGCACGCAGACCUGGGCGCGGGGGCCGCGCUAUCUGCUGGCGGCGGGUGGACCAGGAGGUGACGGGAGCUGAAUGGUGACGACGUAGGAAGGGCACCAGGUCGCGGGGACCGCGCCGCGCUUCCCGGAGAGCCGGGCGAUUUUUUCUGGCUUCCCCACUGCGGAGCAUCUAGGCGAGCGCAUCCCCGGGGCUGGGCCGGGGCCAUCUUGGUGCUGUGCGCGCGGCGCGGACGGCGGAGGCCGCAGGUGCGCGCGGGCGGCGGGAGGCUGGCUGUAGCCGGCGCCGGCGGGGACUUGGGGAUCUGCGAGCUAGGCCCAGGUGGGCGUUGUGAACAAAGGGCGAUUCGUCGGCCCUGCGAUGGUGACAGGCUGCUUCCGGGUCCGCAUGCGCCACCGACGCCGUGUUCUGGUUCCGGUGGGCCCUUCUCACCGCGCCCCAGUUUUGUUCAGUCCUUAGCACUGUUUGGAAAAGGACUCCCCACACCUGUAAGCGCCAGCAGUGAGACAGUUUUAGUUUUGGUUUUUGUUUUUCCCGAGUCACCGGAUCUUCCGGAACACACGUGGUUCCGAGUCUUGAAACGCUUACAUUUCCCAGGUUGGUGUUCGAGGAAAGGACAUUGUUGUUCUUGGUGUGGAAAAAAAAUCAGUGGCCAAGCUACAAGAUGAAAGAACAGUACGAAAAAUCUGCGCCUUGGACGAUAACGUCUGUAUGGCCUUUGCAGGUCUCACCGCUGAUGCAAGGAUAGUCAUCAACAGAGCCCGGGUAGAGUGCCAGAGCCACCGGCUGACAGUGGAGGACCCAGUGACUGUGGAGUACAUCACCCGCUACAUUGCGAGUCUGAAGCAGCGUUAUACACAGAGCAAUGGGCGCAGGCCAUUUGGUAUCUCGGCCCUAAUUGUGGGUUUUGACUUUGAUGGCACUCCCAGACUCUAUCAGACUGACCCCUCGGGCACAUACCAUGCUUGGAAGGCCAAUGCCAUAGGCCGGGGCGCCAAGUCAGUGCGUGAAUUUCUGGAGAAGAACUACACAGAUGAUGCCAUUGAAACAGAUGAUCUGACCAUCAAACUUGUGAUCAAGGCACUGUUAGAGGUGGUCCAGUCAGGUGGCAAAAACAUCGAACUUGCCGUCAUGAGGCGGGAUCAGCCGCUCAAGAUUCUAAAUCCUGAAGAAAUUGAGAAGUAUGUUGCUGAAAUUGAGAAGGAGAAAGAAGAAAAUGAAAAGAAGAAGCAAAAGAAAGCAUCUUGAUGAAGAGGCACUGGUCAGAGCAGCUUUGAGCCUCUAUCCGGGCAAGCCUCGGUGCUGUGGGCCUUGUGGCCAUUUGUCCGAGUUCAAUAAACUACUACAUUUUUUAACUCUGUG
Messenger RNA from Mus musculus (house mouse), 1591 nucleotides. It is a transcript of the gene Psma7, whose product is annotated as proteasome subunit alpha 7. The record is from RefSeq and is marked validated. Gene Ontology annotation, biological process: proteasome-mediated ubiquitin-dependent protein catabolic process; regulation of proteasomal protein catabolic process; proteasomal protein catabolic process. The transcript is spliced from 7 exons. Bases 941 to 1477 code for a protein of 178 amino acids. Gene Ontology annotation, cellular component: nucleus; cytosol; proteasome complex. NCBI's taxonomy places the organism in Eukaryota, Metazoa, Chordata, Mammalia, Rodentia, Muridae. Gene Ontology annotation, molecular function: structural constituent of proteasome; identical protein binding.